AUGCCUUCUUCGGAAUUGACUUUAACAAACUCUUUGGAUCCAAUUAAUCCAAACGAGGCUUUGUAUCCCCCAUCUCUUACUGAAAGCCAAUCAAGUUCCCCGAAUUCGAAGUUGGAUUCAGAAGUGGGUUCGUCAUCUCACACUGACAUACGCAGGCGUCGAAUGGAUUCUCCAGAGCCAAAGGUCAAGACGAUAGAUCCUGAGCCAGAGGCUGCGUGCCCUAAAUCUGAUUCAUCUUUGAGGCUAGAUAGGAGUGAAAAAGACACCUCCGUGCCGAAUCAGGGAAAGAGUUUGAUUGGCAAAAAGGGGUAUAAAGCUCAGUUCUGCAAGCCACCACAUCAAAGGGGAAUGAAGUCGAAAUUCAAACUGGAUCAGAUCUCUGCAUUGGCCGACACGGAAGCUGCAUCUAAGGAUCAAGGAAACACUUCUAUAUCAAGGCAAACUUCGGUCGUAGUCCUAUGGGACAUCGAUAAUAAAAGAUAUUCUCCUUUUUGUGACGACGUGGUAACUUCGUUGAAGAAGUUCGCUGGGAAUUUUGGGGAGCUUAUUAAUAUAUCAGCUUUUGGUAGUCAUCUCACAUUCUAUGGAAUUGGUACAAAAUUGGUAGAGGCUGGCGUGCACAUUGAACGCGUGGGUACAGCACCCCAAGAAGCAGAUGCAGCUCUACAACGCUCGUGGAAGAAGUGGAAGAUGAAGCAGUUAGAGAAGGAACCUAGUUCUUUUGUUUGGUUAAUUUUGGUCUCGGAUGAUGCAGGGUUUCGGUACAUGUUGAGGUCAGGCAAGAGAAGUGGAUUUGGAGUUGUGAUUGUGAACGAAUUUUUCACUAAAUUGUCGUUGGAAGGUGAUUUGCGCAUGCCUUGGCCACAACUCAAAGCUGGAAACUAUAGUUUGGACGGCUUAGCCGACCAUAUCGUUGGCAUAUCGACCAUGGGUCGAAGAUGGAUAAGGGAGAAUAUGAAUACAACUGAUUCCGAAGAUGAAGAUCCAAUUGACAAAGUCAUACUAAAGCUUAAAAUUCAACUGAAGGCUAAAAACACCAUGAAAAGGGAAUUGUUGUUGAGAACAAUGCAAAAACGGUCGAUAUUGGAACAGCGCCUGAAGCGUACGAGUGAGAAAGAUUUGCGAACCUUGGAGAUUCUCGAAAAAGCACUACGGAAAUUGGAAGAUCCAUCUGGGCAUAAAAACAUGCGGGGAAUCGAUGGAAGUAUCUUGAAAUUGGAAACUGAAUUGAAUGCAAGGAUUGAAGCGAAGAAGACAAAGAGUUUAAUUCACGAAGUAACGCCUGGGGGGGAUACGUCUGAUGAAGAAUUUUUGAAAAAUCUGACUCAUGCAGAUUUCGUGAAGGGAUUGAUGAGAUUGGCGGAGAACUCGAGUUCAUCAAAGAUAGACCCAAGUUCGUAG
Botrytis byssoidea is the source of this 1401-nucleotide messenger RNA. RefSeq lists its product as uncharacterized. The transcript has a single exon. Lineage: Eukaryota; Fungi; Ascomycota; Leotiomycetes; Helotiales; Sclerotiniaceae. Bases 1 to 1401 code for a protein of 466 amino acids. The record is from RefSeq and is a predicted model, not a curated record.